Messenger RNA from Coffea eugenioides, 981 nucleotides. Its product is annotated as heat stress transcription factor B-2a-like. The record is from RefSeq and is a predicted model, not a curated record. Gene Ontology annotation, biological process: regulation of transcription by RNA polymerase II. Bases 73 to 705 code for a protein of 210 amino acids. The transcript is spliced from 2 exons. Gene Ontology annotation, molecular function: RNA polymerase II cis-regulatory region sequence-specific DNA binding; DNA-binding transcription factor activity. Lineage: Eukaryota; Viridiplantae; Streptophyta; Magnoliopsida; Gentianales; Rubiaceae. Gene Ontology annotation, cellular component: nucleus.
CCAUAAUUAUUAAGCAGAAGAGAAUAUGCAUUCAAACAGUAGAACUGCUUGAGUUCUCUAGACAAUUCAAGAAUGGCUAGAGAGCGAAGGAGACCAAUCGUGGGGCAGUCGUCAUCUUCUUCAUCGAGGAUUAAGAGCCCGGCUCCAUUUCUAUCCAAGACCUAUGACCUUUUGGAGGAGGAAGAAGAGAGGGGUCGCAGGGAAGCAAUUGAAAGAGGAAGCUGGGGCCAAAGGGUAGUGUCAUGGACCGCUGAUGGAACCGGUUUUGUUGUUUGGUCUCCUGCUGAGUUUUCUGAGCUCAUGUUGCCUAGAUAUUUCAAGCAUAAUAAUUUCUCUAGCUUCAUUCGACAGCUCAAUACCUAUGGAUUCAAGAAAACAGCAUCUAAGAGAUGGGAAUUCCAGCACGAGAAAUUCCAGAAGGGGUGCCGGCAUCUGCUGUCGGAGAUACACCGGAAGAAGUGCGAGCCCAGCGCCUUUCCUCAGUAUCUGAAAGCAUCAGAAGAGAGUAACAACAGCCCUUCAUCCACGGUUGAGGAAAAUAAUACUACUCGUCUGCUACUCAUGCAGGAAAACAAGAAUCUGAAGAAAGAAAGAAUGGAGCUCCAAAUGCAGAUAGCCCACUUCAAAACACUGGAGCUGAAGUUGAUGGAGUGCCUUUCUUUUUACUGGGACGAUCACCACAAUAAAGUCAGGAGGUUAUGCUAGCUGCUUCGGACCAUGGUUGGUUGUUGGAGGUUGGGGAUUUGGGAUGCAAUAAUGGACUAUUUAUUUAUGUUUGCUGUCCCUUUGGUUCAUUGAACUUUAGAACCAUUGUGGUUAGUCUUUUUCCUGGUUUGAGUCGAAUUCAAAAAGGCAAUCUGCAUGAAAUCUUAUGCAAAGAUUGUCUGUAGGAAUAGUUUAUGAUGGUAAUAGCAAGCAACUUGUAUAUUUGACUUCAAGCUUAAAUAUUGAUGAAAGCACAUAUACUCAGCCCGCUUUCCG